Messenger RNA from Penicillium canariense, 2592 nucleotides. Its product is annotated as baculoviral IAP repeat-containing protein. NCBI's taxonomy places the organism in Eukaryota, Fungi, Ascomycota, Eurotiomycetes, Eurotiales, Aspergillaceae. Bases 1 to 2592 code for a protein of 863 amino acids. The record is from RefSeq and is a predicted model, not a curated record. The transcript is spliced from 4 exons.
AUGGGCUCUGAAAUGGACACCUUUGCCGCCCGUUUGGCCAGCUUCGACGCCGUACUCAAACCCGAGAAACGGAGAUCUUCAACAACAAAGGGCUCCAAAGUGAUCGGAUGGCCUCACCAUAGCCCAUCACCAGCCGAGUUGGCCCACGCCGGCUUCUACUAUAAACCAUACGAGACCAACCCGGACAACACAACAUGUUUCCAGUGCAAUCGAGCUUUGGACGGCUGGGAAGAAGAGGAUAACCCGAUAACGGAGCAUCUCAAGCACUCCCCCGACUGUGCUUGGGCGAUUAUUAUGGACAUUCAGCAGCGCAGCUCCAACCCCGCCACGAUCGAAGACCCGACCAGCGAGAGGAUAACCCGAGCGCGACUGGGAACAUUCGGAGCGCUCUGGCCCCACGACGGAAAACGCGGCUGGGUUUGUCAAUCCGAGAAGAUGGUUGAAGGUGGAUGGUACUUCUGCCCCAACGAAGAGAGCAAUGAUCUGGCCAGCUGCGCCUAUUGUAAGCUGUCGCUGGAUGGUUGGGAGCCCAAGGAUGAUCCUUUCGACGAACACUACCGUCGCUCCUCCGAUUGUUCCUUCUUCGUGUUUGCCCAGCCCCCUACGAAGAAGGGCAAAGUAUCUCGAACCAAGAAAUCUCGCACUUCCAAAGCAUCUUCUCGGCUCUCAACUCAAUCUGUGGCCACCGUUGCAUCGGAAACACCUGAAGCGCCCGAGGCACCUGAGGUGCAUGUCGACGAGGCAAUGGAUGAAAGCAUGAUGUCACAGGCGACUGCAAAGCCGAAGAGUACCAAGAAGGGAUCCAAGGGCAAAGGAAAGAAGAGCAAGAAGGAAGAUACCGAGGUGGAGAGCCAAACGGGUGUCGACUCGACAGAGCCCGCGCUGCCAGAGCCGCCAAAGCCCAAACGUGCCGGCAGAGGAAAGAAGCGAGCCAGUGAGGAGAUGGCCAACGAUGACCCAAAGCCUGUCGGCCAGGCGGAACCAGAGCUUGCUGUGGAACCACCAUCUAAGCGUCGCGCUACGCGGGCACGCAGCAGCAGCAUCUCCCAAGGCUUCAAUUACGAGUCGCAAGACCAUGCGAUGCCUGAUGCCCCUUCAGUGGAUGAGGCUCAAGAGGAAGAGCCCAAAAAGGCACGCAAAGCGUCCAAAAAAGGAGCUGCCAAAAGCCGAAACGCUUCUGACGUAUCUGUUACAUCAAAGCCAGCCUCCAAGGCUCGCGUGGGGCGGGACUCGGAGCUCGACGUAGAGCCUGAAGCCGGCCUUGAAGCUGAUGUUCCGGAACAGAUGGAGCCCGAGCCCCAGCCUGAACCAGAAAAGCCUCGUGCUUCGAAGAAGACCAAGUCUAGCAAAAAGUUGAAGGCAUCUGGUAUAUCGUCGGAACCUCCACAAGAUCCGGCGGAUCAUGUAGAUAUGUCUGAGGAGCAGCGAGAAGCACCAGCGUACCAGCCCGGGACGGUUGGUAUGGAAGAAAAUGAAGAAGCGCCAGUCUCAAAGACAAAAUCGAGCAAGAGCUCCAAGAAGAAAGGGACUAAGAAAUCCAAGAAGCAAGAGAGUGUCUGGGAAGAGGGGCCAGAACCUCAAGCCCCCUUGGGAAACAAAUCCGUUGCAGACGAUGUGGCUGAACCUGAAUGGAAUGAGUCUGAGCGCCAUGAAUCAUUUGUCUCAGUGGAAAUCAUCCAUCGCGAACCCGAGCCUCGGCCAGAGCCGGAAGCGGAGCAGCCCAUCGAAAAGCCGGCGAAAAAGAAGUCCUCGAAGCAGGAAGACAAACCCAAGAAGUUGAAAAAGACUAAGAAGGUGUCGGCAUCACCUCCUCCCCCUACCCCCAGACCCAUGGAGGAACAGCUUGUUUUCGAGUCCCCACCUAGAGAUGAAGAGGAAUAUGGGACCCCGGAUGACCUGCUUGAUCAAAUUGAGAUGGUUCCCCCUCCUCAAGCACCACCUCCAGAGGCACAUCAGACCCAUGAGAGGACGCCCGUGCCACCCAAAACGACGAAACGGUUCAGUGACAUUCCCCAAGAAGAACAUCUAGCUCAGUCUUUCACGGAAUCUCACAGUUCUCGGGGUAAUGAGCGAAGGAGGUCUCAACGAGCUUCGCAUACAUCUGAUAGAGAUGUGUCACCUCUCCCAGCAGCUCACCAGAGUACACCAUCUCUCUCACCGCAGUCCUCUGAUGCCGAAAACCGACCUCCUUCCUCUCGCCCCUCGACAUCACGCCCGACUGUUGUUGCAUCGCCACCUCCGGAGAAGACAAUUCAGACUCCACUUGCGGCCAGAACCCCCUCGCCAUCCAAACGGAAUCUCAACGCUGGUUUCCCAGCUUCCAGGCACCCGUGGACUCCUGUGGAUAUUGAUGAAGUUCUGUUUGGGGAAGCCAGCGACAAAGAAAAUGCUGACAUCGCUGGUCUUCUAAACCGAGCGAAGCCAGGGCUAACCAGUCCGGAGAAGAAGAUGACAGUAGAGGAGUGGAUUAUGUGGAAUGCAAAGAACGGCGAGGAGCGGUUGAAGCGAGAAUGCGAGCGGCUCGUCAGUCAGUUCGAGAAGGAGGGUGGCCGGGCCAUGCGGCGGCUCGAGGCCAUCGAGUGCAUCGACUAA